CGUACUGUUAAAUAAUCAACAUCGUGAAAACAGCAGAAAACAAUUACCCUCUGAAAACAUUAGAAAACUAUGCUCGCGGCCAAAUUCUUUACACCAGCACGAUGGUUCCACAAAGGAUUGCAAUCGGCGAGGGGAGCCAUAGUGUUGAAUGUGGAAACCAAAAAGUGUGCUCGGAAUCCAAACAAGUCUAGCCCGCUUACGCAUUUACCGGAUUACACCUUUAUGGAUGGCCGUGUGACCCCGUUUGGAUCCAAUCAGAAGAAACGCAUCUUACAACAGCGUGAAAUUGCAAAGCAAAUAGUGACAUUAUCAAAGGAGAUGGAUUUCGCCGUGGAAAGACACGAUCGAAUCAACGCAGAACAAGCAAAACGUAAAGAAGACCUCGUUCGCGAAAAGUUGAAACCGAAGGGUCAUUUAUUGUUGAAAAAAUCCAAGUGA
This is a messenger RNA of Anopheles coustani, 438 nucleotides long. It is a transcript of the gene mRpL52, whose product is annotated as large ribosomal subunit protein mL52. The record is from RefSeq and is a predicted model, not a curated record. The coding region runs from base 70 to 438 and encodes 122 amino acids. Gene Ontology annotation, molecular function: structural constituent of ribosome. NCBI's taxonomy places the organism in Eukaryota, Metazoa, Arthropoda, Insecta, Diptera, Culicidae. Gene Ontology annotation, biological process: mitochondrial translation. Gene Ontology annotation, cellular component: mitochondrial large ribosomal subunit. The transcript has 3 exons.